This is a messenger RNA of Hippocampus comes (tiger tail seahorse), 1449 nucleotides long. Its product is annotated as N-chimaerin-like. The transcript is spliced from 7 exons. Gene Ontology annotation, biological process: signal transduction; regulation of GTPase activity. Bases 320 to 1324 code for a protein of 334 amino acids. The record is from RefSeq and is a predicted model, not a curated record. Gene Ontology annotation, molecular function: GTPase activator activity. NCBI's taxonomy places the organism in Eukaryota, Metazoa, Chordata, Actinopteri, Syngnathiformes, Syngnathidae.
CAGCAUCCAAACAGCGCGUGCUGCCUCCGUUCCAGGGGAGAAUAUCGUCUCAGCGCAGGGAGGAGAGGAUUAACGCCACCGCGCAGCUCAUCUGCAUACGUGUUCCGAGGGAAGCGCAUGAGGCCGUUUUGGUCUCGAGCCUUUUGUCUGCUCCCACCAAGUCUUCUUCGCGACCGCCGUGUACCAGGACUCCUCUCGUGUGGACUCAUCGAAGUCAUUUCAAGCUCACCUCGCUGACGUUUCGGCAGGGACUUGUGCUCUUCAUGCUCGGACCUGGCGGCUGUCUCUUCACCUGAGCCGGGAGACGGCCGAGCCGAGGAUGCCGUCGAAAGAGCCGUAUGAGGCUCACGAGGAGGACAAGUCGCUGGUGCAAAGGGCCAAACGAGAGGCCAACCAGGAGGAGAUUUUGGCAGCCGCUCUGGGGAUGAGGAUGGGGCCCGAGAAACCGACGGCCACUUUCUGGCAGCCGCUUAAAAUCUUCGCCUAUUCGCAGCUCACCUCUUUGGUCCGGAGAGCCUCGCUGAAGGAAACCGACCUGGUGCCGAUAUCAGAGAAAGUCCACAACUUCAAGGUGCAUACCUUCCGUGGGCCUCACUGGUGCGAGCACUGCGCAAGCUUCAUGUGGGGGCUGAUGUCUCAGGGGGUCAAGUGUGCAGACUGCGGCGUGAACGUCCAUAAACAGUGUUCACCUCUGGUGCCCGACAACUGCAAGCCCAGCCUGAGACACGUCCGCAAAGUGUACAGCUGCGACCUCACCACCUUGGUGAACGCACACAACACGGCGCGACCCAUGGUGGUGGACAUGUGCAUACGAGAGAUUGAGUCAAGAGGACUGAAGUCCGAAGGUCUCUACAGGGUCUCGGGAUUCAGCGACUCCGUAGAAGAAGUCAAGACGGCGUUCGACAAAGCUGGCGAGAAGACGGACAUCUCGGUGAAAGCGUACGAAGACAUCAACAUCAUCACGGGCGCUCUGAAACUCUACCUGCGGGAUUUGCCCGUCCCCGUCAUCUCAUACAAGGCCUACCCCAGGUUCAUUGAGGCCGCAAAGCUGUCGGACCAGGACAAGAAGCUUGAAGCUUUCCGAGAGGCGCUGGCUCUGCUGCCCGCGUCACACAACGAAACGCUCAAGUAUCUCAUGGCGCAUUUGAAAAGGGUGACCCAAAACGAGAAAUCCAACCGAAUGAACGCCGAGAACCUGGCCAUUGUUUUCGGGCCCACCCUCAUGCGCAGCCCGGAUCUUGACGCCAUGACCGCCCUCAAUGACAUCCGUUACCAGAGGCAGGUGGUGGAGGUGCUCAUUAAAAAUGUCGACGCCCUCUUCUGAACGCACGCGAGGACAAAUUGUUGCGGGCAGGUCCUCAAACCUGCUUUUUGUUGAGGAGAAGAAGAAGAAAAAAAAAGGUUUGAAUGAAUGAAUUCUUUUUUUUUUUUUUUUUUUAAAUGGGAGGG